Bombina bombina (fire-bellied toad) is the source of this 3613-nucleotide messenger RNA. Its product is annotated as mothers against decapentaplegic homolog 4. NCBI's taxonomy places the organism in Eukaryota, Metazoa, Chordata, Amphibia, Anura, Bombinatoridae. Gene Ontology annotation, molecular function: RNA polymerase II cis-regulatory region sequence-specific DNA binding; DNA-binding transcription factor activity, RNA polymerase II-specific; I-SMAD binding. The record is from RefSeq and is a predicted model, not a curated record. Gene Ontology annotation, biological process: regulation of transcription by RNA polymerase II; cell differentiation; anatomical structure morphogenesis. Bases 717 to 2465 code for a protein of 582 amino acids. The transcript has 13 exons. Gene Ontology annotation, cellular component: heteromeric SMAD protein complex.
UACGCUAUGAUUGGCUGAGGGUACCCGAGCAGCGGCUGACGCGCACCCCGGUUUCUCCUAUUGUUGUAUUGAAGCAGAAACAAGUUUUAGAGAGGGAAGCUUAGAAAAGAGUUUAAGACAGAAGAAGUUGAGAGUGAAGGAAGAUAAAGUUAAAUAUACAGUAAAAUUGCGGGGCAGGCAAUAAAAAAGAGGGAAAAAUAACAAGGUUUAUAGUAUGAGAAGUCUAUUAAAAAGAAUAGUAAAUUAUAAAAUCGAGUUGAAUAAAAUAGGAUAGGGGGAUGUAGAGAAAUAAGGCGAUAAGGAUAACGAAAUAAGGAGGGAGGUGAAAGAGUACGUUAAGGGGGGCUGAAGGGUGGGAAUAGCGCAGAACGGAAAGGGAAGAAGAAUCCUCAGAGUUGUGCACUGAUUUAGUAAGGGACAGAAAGAAAGGUAAGAUAGUUGUGCAACGCGAUAGGAGAAUGAAGAAUAUGUCAGGCAGGGAAAGUAAUGUAGUGAAACUGUAGUGAAGAAGACAGAAGGGGCCGAAAACACAUCUAGGGAGAAGAUCUGCACAAAGGAGGAAGCAGGAGAAAGAUUGAAGAGAGGACAUAAAGGUAUAAAUAUUACAGGGAAUAUAUAAAGAGUCAGCUCAGAUACAGGCCUGGCACGGUGAGGAUGCUUUGGGUCCUAAUAACGUGGAGCUGAGGAGAGGAGCUGAACUAACAGUGAUCCCCACCAUGUCCCUGACUCCCCCCAACAGCAAUGAUGCCUGUCUGAGCAUUGUGCACAGUCUGAUGUGCCACCGGCAAGGGGGUGAGAACGAGGGCUUUGCUAAGAGGGCCAUUGAGAGUCUUGUCAAGAAGUUGAAGGAAAAAAAAGAUGAGCUUGAUUCCCUCAUCACAGCCAUUACCACAAAUGGUGUUCACCCCAGCAAGUGUGUAACCAUCCAGCGGACUUUAGAUGGAAGGCUGCAGGUGGCAGGCAGGAAGGGGUUCCCUCAUGUUAUUUACGCCCGGCUCUGGCGCUGGCCUGAUUUGCACAAGAAUGAGCUUAAACAUGUGAAAUUUUGCCAAUUUGCCUUUGAUCUGAAGUAUGACAGUGUCUGUGUGAACCCGUAUCAUUAUGAGAGGGUGGUUUCUCCUGGAAUUGGACUGAGCAUCCCAAGUUCAACUACUCCAUGCCGGCAAGUUAAAGAGGAGUAUGGGGUUGACUGUGAGAUGGACAUGCCAACAUGUCUCACCGGAACCUCCCAGGACCUUCCACCAUCCAUAAAACACACAUCCCUCCCACAGAUGCCACCCUCUGAGUCCUACAGACAGCCACUGCCAUCACUGUCUAUGCCAAAGAGCCCUCAGCCAGCUGUCAGUAUGUUCCCCAACAUGCCUCUGUCCCCUUCUGUAGCUUCUAGUUGCCCUCUUCCCCCCCUUACUCACGGAGAAGGACUGCUGCAGAUCGCUCCCACACACCAGCAAAUAGUGUCGACUUCACCGCCCUCCACGCCAGGCCUAAACACACAGCAGAAUGGAUACCCAUCUCCCCCCAAACAGCCCUUCCAUCCCACAUGGACUGGAAACAACACAGCGGCGUAUACCCCAAAUCCUGCUGUGCAGCCACCGAGCGGAAGAGGGAGUCAGCAGCCUCCUCUGCACCACCAAAACAACUACUCUUUGUGGGCUUCCCAGAGAACAUGUGGAGAGACCGUGGAGAACGAGUGGAGAAAAUAUUCACGGCCUCUCCACCAGAGUUCUCCACAGUAUCCACAUCCUGUGUCCAACCACCCAGGCCCUGAGUUCUGGUGUUCUGUUGCAUAUUUUGAGAUGGAUGUUCAGGUAGGAGAGAUUUUUAAAGUUCCUGCCAAUUGUCCAGUGGUCACAGUAGACGGGUAUGUGGAUCCCUCUGGAGGUGACCGGUUCUGUCUAGGGCAGCUGUCCAACGUGCAUCGAACUGACACCAGUGAGCGGGCAAGACUGCACAUUGGCAAGGGGGUGCAACUGGAGUGUCGUGGUGAAGGGGACGUUUGGAUGAGGUGUCUCAGUGAUCAUGCAGUAUUUGUGCAGAGCUAUUACCUGGAUAGAGAGGCAGGGAGAGCACCUGGAGAUGCAGUGCAUAAAAUCUAUCCUGGAGCCUACAUCAAGGUGUUUGACUUAAGGCAGUGUCACAGACAAAUGCAACAGCAAGCGGCUACCGCUACAGCGGCUGCUGCAGCACAAGCAGCAGCUGUGGCUGGGACAAUCCCUGGUCCAGGAUCAGUUGGAGGCAUAGCUCCUGCUGUCAGUCUGUCAGCUGCUGCAGGUAUUGGAGUUGAUGAUCUUCGCCGUCUCUGCAUCCUGCGUCUUAGCUUUGUUAAAGGUUGGGGACCAGAUUAUCCACGGCAAAGCAUCAAGCAAACACCAUGCUGGAUUGAGGUGCAUCUCCAUCGUGCGCUACAACUACUGGAUGAAGUCCUGCACACAUUGCCAAUGGCAGAUCCUAAUUCUAUUAAUUAGAACUGCUCAGCAAAUGGGAUAGUUUUGGGAUAUGAGCCAAUCAUAGCAGCAUUGGGAGAGGAUUUUGCCAGCAGGCGUGGAUUUGAGAUUACAGCCAAUCACACUCAGUAUGAUGAUCUUGCACCAUCUUUUAUGAGUAUUCAUUUGUGAAAACAAUAGAUGAAACCCAUCCCAUGUGUCGUGCUGUACAUAAACUCCAACCUCUAUGAGCCCAGAUAAUAACAUGAACCAUUAAUUUAGCCACAUCCACACAAUACUCCAGCCAGGCCCGGUGUCUUAGCUGAAGAAGGCAUACAAAAUAUAUGUCCCUGAUAAAUGGGGAGUAAAUCAGUGCAGCUCCCAGAAUGAACAGUGCAGGGACAGUCAGCCCUAUAUUUUCAAGAGUUCCCCACCCAAGGAGGUACAUACAGAGCUUCCUAGUGCAUUGGUACGGCUACAGAAUUAAUUUAAGGUUCGUUGUUUACCCCAUAAGUGCCCAAACUCCUUAAAGUUGCUUAAUCGAUAUGGAAGUUUCUAGUCACUUCUAAGCACUUAACUUCUUUACAGCCGUGGGUUUUGUGACACAUUUCCCAUUUGCACUAAAAGGGUUUUAGGAUUUUUUUCCCUUCUACCUUUAAAUUACAUUGUUUUAUGUGCAGUUAAAAGUAAAAAUUUGUGGCUACCUCAGUUGCAGGCUUCUCGUUAGUCUCAAUUCAUGCACGUGCUUUCUGUUCUUUCUCUGACCUCUUCCUGGUGCCCUGCCUAUUGCCUUUUAUGCUUUUCUACCUCACGUCUUUGUUUCUUCUUUUCUACCUCACUUCUUAAUGUUCUCUCCCUCUCUAUUUCACUACCACACUUCCUCAUCAUAAACUGCUUCUGAAAAUAAAAAACCCGCAGCAAGCAUACCAAACCAAUAAAUGGUAUAUUGCUUUUUUAAAAAGUUUUGAAUUACUUCUUUUAAGAAUAUAAGGGUAACAUCUUUUUUUUAUGAGGCCAAAACACAAAUAACUACCAAAAUGGUGCACAUAGCAUUGAGCUUGUGUAUCUAAGAAGAAAAUGAGUGCACAGUUGUUGUUUUUUUAUUAAAUGUUAAAAAGAUACAUGAUUUCCAUCUACAAUCUGUCAGUUAUCUCCUGACGUAUUAUGAAUAAAAUAUUUAUGAAAUGUUA